This is a messenger RNA of Trichoderma virens Gv29-8, 5472 nucleotides long. RefSeq lists its product as uncharacterized. NCBI's taxonomy places the organism in Eukaryota, Fungi, Ascomycota, Sordariomycetes, Hypocreales, Hypocreaceae. Gene Ontology annotation, molecular function: guanyl-nucleotide exchange factor activity. The record is from RefSeq and is a predicted model, not a curated record. The transcript is spliced from 4 exons. The coding region runs from base 1 to 5472 and encodes 1823 amino acids.
AUGGCCUCGCCAGGCCCGCCUCCCAACACUGAUGGGGCUGCUGCAAGACACCUGCAGCCGCCUGCAAAUCGCAGUGCUGGCCGUCAGGGUACCGGUACGGGCAUGCGCUCCGCCUCGAACCCCCUCGACCGCAAGUCAGCCGUGCCGUCGAGAUCCCCUUCGGCCAGCGCCCCCAGCGUUAAGGAUCUGAAGAAGCGCUUCGACCAGAGCGGCGGAGCAAACUCCAUCCCAAGACCUCCUCCACGCCAGGAUGCUCCAGUAGCUCGGGUCAGGCAAGAUACCGUCAAGCCCAAGCCCAAGCCAAAGUCCAAUCUGUCGGGCCCUUCGUCCACGCACUCAAGUACUCGCUCUGGCAUCCCCGCUUCGAACUCGUCCAAGCAGUCUUCGUCGUCGACUUCGACCUCGGGCUCGGGCUCGACCUCGAUGUCAAGCCGCCUGCAAAAGACGAGGCAUGUUGAGCGCGAGCAGGUGUCGGGUAGUUCACGGUCGUUUGCAAACCGCAUUGGAAACCAUCCACCCGAGACAUCCACUAACGGGAACUCAAUCGCCUCCAGCUCUAUGACACCUCGCCCACACAAUUCCCCACAUUCAGCCUCCCAACCGGAGCCGCCAUCUCCAAAGUCUAACCCUCAGUUUCCGGGCCUACUCUUCGGCGAAAUCCUCCCAGGCCAGCACGACGUUGUGGCGGCCGGCUUUGGCAUCGACAACCUUCGCCCUCGAAGAACGUCUGACUCCAACGUGCACGGCCUCGUGGGCCGCCAACGCAGCGUCUCCGACCACCUCGAAGCCGAGCCUCCGUCCCCGUCCAGCUGGUACAGGGACCUCCACAUGUCCCGAGGGAGUGCAUCCAAAACACACGCGCGAUCUCGCAGCGAUCUCUCGACGUCAAAACACAUCCUGCCCUUGAUACAUAAAUCACCUCCCCCCGCAGCCACGCCAACAGCAACAACGACUAUAGCAGCACUUGCAGCAGCCACGGUGACGGCGACGGCUGUUGCAGCAGCAGAGGCCACUGCCAACUCGGCCACGCACGCGUCAGCAGGUACCAGCUCCAAACUACCUGUUUCCAUCAGCAGGAGGCUGGCGAGCCCAACCAACUCCAGUCCCACUUCCUCACGAUCGAAUUCACCCUCUACCUUUAGGAGACCGCCAGUCAAUGGUCGUAGUAGUAGCAGACAAUCCAGGCCGAACCCCUCUACGAGUCGAGCGAAAACGCCCACGCAGACCGGCCGAAAACAACCUCCCCAGGGCCUGGUUACACCAAGUAAUAGCAACAAUCGGCUCCAGGCGUACGUGUCCACCGCGCCACCCAAGCUUUCACCGCCCUUGAGGAGCUCUCGUCCACGACAGCCAGUAUCCGUAGCGACAACAGCAAGCUCCCGAAUGAAAGAAGCGGCCAAGGCGAAGGCCCCUGCACGUCCAAAUGCGAGGGACACCCCUUCCUCGUCAAAGACGUACGACCCGGCGAAGCGUAAGAUAAUAGCUGUUGGACCUAUAGACUUUGAACAGCGUCGAGAGCACAUUCGACUGGCAUAUACCAAGACCAUUCGCGAAAGCCAGGCCUACGAGGUGCGCCAAAGAGCGGUGGAGAGGAGGCGGAAGCAGAUGGAGGAGGCCAAGUCCAAAGCUGAGGCCACCCUGACUACAACUACUGCUCCAGAUGCAGAUACAACUACAACUACAACUACAACUACAACUACGACUACGACUUCACCUACCACGGUGACCGCUGGGGAGGAAGAAGCUCCAGGUAACGAGCCAGCAGAAGACCAUGUAAAUCGAGAGGUAGAGGCAGAGACAGGGCCGGCUGAAAGCUCCUCGGCGAAGGAGCCGGCCGGUGAUGAUUCGCCGACGCUGGGCAUCCCCGGAAGCUUCCCUGAACCUUCACCGUCCGCUAACGUAGCAAGAAAGCAACGGCCUCUGUCAACCAUUUCAGCAACCUCUGCUGUUACCGAGUUUGAUAUUGAGCCCCAGGCAGAGCUUUCCGACCUGACUAUGUCCGAUCGGCCGCUCAGUCCCCAAAUAAUAGUGCCGACCAGGGAACCCUCUCAGUACCGAAGCCCCUUUGAGGACGACGACUUUCCAUCAUCGCCGCCACGGCCGCGCCCUACGACUCAUCACAUCAGCCAAGAUAGCCAUACCGGCCAGCAGUUUAUCCCUGACGCUUAUUACGACAAUGAGCCUCAGGAGGACUCCUUUGAGCCCCAUGCGCACCAAGAUUACCAAACCAUUGUGACGAUACUGCCGCAGCCUUCACGCGAGCCCCCUGCUGCCGAGGAGACUGCGCGGGCGGCGUCUUUUCCCCGACUGGAUAUUCAAGAUGAAUCAGACUGCCACUCAGACUUAGAAAGCGUUCCGGCAAUGGCUCGCCGCAUGCGUGCUGAUGUCGACGAUGCCGCCACGGAUGCCUGUACCGAAGAGACAGACGACCGAGAUGGGAUGGAGGAUGGGCGGUCCCCAUACCGCUACGGCGGCCCUCUCUCGUCGAACAGGGCCUCUACAUGUGCAUCAUCGGACAUAGAAACCUUUGAUGACCUUCUAUAUCCUUCGCAUGAUGAGCAGAUUGAUGCGGGCCCACCAAACAAACUUUUGGCGCCUCCUUCGAUAUCUCGGGCCGACAGGUCAAGCCAUCAAACCGCAUGGACGAACGUCUCUGUGGAGAGUAUGGGACACUCAGAAGCCUCAGAGUCACCUGUUAUGCGAGCGGCUUCAUGGAAGCUAUCUGGUGGGUCAUCUGGAAGAGACGAUUCUUCCAUCAGAAGCUUCUCCUACAACGGAGCUGGUGUCCGCCCUUCUGUCGACUCGACACGGUCGUCGAUUCAACUUGGCCAGCAGCUCCCGGAACUAGACACGGGCGAAGGCUUCUCGAUCCCUUACUUAUCUGCAGAGGCGGCUUCUGACUUUUCAUAUCAAUCGUCCCCCAAACACGAACCACCACCCCUUCCACGCUCUGGACGGAACUCAGCCAUCGAAUCGCAAACGUCAAGUGUAUUUUAUGAGCAGUCUCAGUAUGGUAGCACCUUGGUCAACUCUGAACGCGGAAGUGGUGAGUACGUGUCCCAUCACUCGGAAACUCCUCUGUCGAUGAUGGACAUGACCUCGAUGGAGACUAUGGACCAGUACUUUGAGGGCCGCCCCCCUGCAGACAGCGAUGCCAAGUCGUUCAUCCAGGAAGCAGAGGACCUGAGCAGCGAAGAGAGGCAUCGCCUGAUCCAGAGACGAAACGUCAUCAAAGAGCUUGUUGACACCGAGGCAAUCUUCGUAAGAGACAUGAACAUUGUAGAAGAGAUUUAUAAAGGCACCGCGGAGGCUUGCCCCAAGCUGGAUGCGAAGAUAGUCAAGCUUAUCUUCCGGAACAGCGACGAGAUCAUUGAGUUCCAUACCUCAUUCCUCGUCCUACUCAAGGAGGCGGUGGCCAGCAUAUAUGUGCCGAAGAGUGGCCGGUCCCUCGUCGCUAGAGAGGAUUCGCUCUACUCUGAACAAAGCCAGACAUCCAUUGUCGACCUUAGCGACGCCAAGGACCGCGAAACGUCGCUUGGUCCGACAUUCCAAGCUAGCAUGGAGAAGAUGAAGCUUGCUCAUGAGGGGUUCUUAAGAAACAGCGACCAGGCGGCAAAGAAACUCAUCCAGAUCCAGCAGGAUCCGACGGUUCAAAUAUGGCUGAACGAGUGCAAUGAGGUAGCCAAGGAUCUGACGGCCGCCUGGGACUUGGAUUCACUUCUUAUUAAACCCAUGCAGCGAAUCACAAAGUACCCAAAUCUGAUCAUGACACUCCUGCAACACACUCCCCAGGACCAUCCUGAUCGAGAGCCACUUGUGGCGGCUAAAGAGGCGCUUGAAGAAGCCAUUAUCGAGAUCAACAAGACGAAGAAGAACUUUGAGCUAGUCGGACAAAUCGUCGGUAGAAAACGUAAGGAGUCCGACGUGAAAGCGGGACUUGCUCGAGCCUUUGGCAAGAAGGUAGACAAGCUGCAAGGUGGUACUCGACCGCCCGAGGAUCCUGAAUAUGUCAAGCUUGAGGAGAGAUUUAGCGAUGAUUAUCUGCGGCUACAGGUCGUUUUGCGCGAUGUCGAGUUCUACACCAGGCAAGUGUCAUCGUACGUACACGAGUUUCUGCAAUAUCUGUCAGCGAUUGAGCUGGUCAUGCGGCUCCAGCCAGGCAGCUUCCCCGAGCUGGAAAGCAAGUGGGUUCAGUUUAACAUUUCGAUUCGCGACAUUGAAAAAGUGGCGCUCGAGCAGCACUUGGCACAAAUACGAAAGCAUGUCAUCGAGCCCUUUGAGCAUGUCAUCAAGUCUUACGGCAACCCCUCGUUGGCGAUGAAGAAGAGGCAAAAGCGCCGAGUCGUAUGGGAACGUGCAGAGCAGCUAAAGAAGGCAGGCAAGAGCGUGGACCCCAAGCUCAAGGAGCUUGUUGAGCAGUACGAGGCUCUCAACGACACGUUGAUUAAGGAGCUUCCAAAGCUGUCGGCGUUGACGGAGAAGGUGGGAAACAUUUGCCUGGGCAACCUCAUCAACAUCCAGGCCAAUUGGUACCUGAUAUGGAGGGAAAAGAUGAGGGCCGUUCUAGCAGACGCACCCGAAAUGCCAGAUAUAGAGGAAAUCGUGGCAACUUUCGACAGAGACUUUCCUUAUGCAAACGAGAUGAUGGCCAACAUUGGCAUCAUAAACCCGGCCUACCAUGGGCGAACGUCUGUAUCGACCAUGAAUGGAGACGACAGUCUUCCCAGAACUAGGGGCCGAACAUCAGAGGCAGAGAACAGAGCAUGGAGUCAGUCCGUGAAUGGCGAAUCAGCACCCUCUCUACCAGCGCCUGAUUUUGGCAAACGACAUAGCGGCUCGUUUACCCUUUCUCCCAUUACUGCUGGGCCGUCCAGCGGCUUCGGGGCGACGGCUCCUAGUCCUCACCAAUACUAUUAUAGAGACUAUUAUGCCGGCCUGUCAAACAGUAGCCAGGCAGGAAUGGCAUCGCCGAGAUCGGCUGAGGUGCCAGCAGGCUCCCGAUCGCUUGGCGGCACGCGACCGAGUACAGGCAAGAGCUUCGAUUCGUCGGCAGUUGCGAUGCCGAGACAGAGUACAGAGUCGGCACCUCACACCCGACGAGACUCGGGCAACACAUAUUAUUCCAGCUAUCAUCAACAUGACAGUCGUAGAUUCUCCAAUCUAUUUCACUCUGCUCUACCUCUCCCAGACGGCCCCGAAGAGAGUCAGCGAUCGUCUAGGGCGUCAUCGCGAGAGCGAGCGCAUGCUUCUGAUGGAUACAAUGUGCUGUGGCUGGCAGCAUCGCUCUUUGAGUUUAACAUCUCUACAACAAAGCAUGAGGCCGGGUAUCCUUACCUGACAUAUCAGGCCGGCGAGAUUUUUGACGUGAUUGCGGAAAAGGGCGAGCUCUGGCUUGCAAAGAAUCAAGACGACCCAACGGACCAGGUUGGCUGGAUUUGGUCCAAGCAUUUUGCCAAAUUGGCCGACUCAUAG